This is a messenger RNA of Parathielavia appendiculata, 1376 nucleotides long. RefSeq lists its product as uncharacterized. Lineage: Eukaryota; Fungi; Ascomycota; Sordariomycetes; Sordariales; Chaetomiaceae. Gene Ontology annotation, biological process: protein phosphorylation. The transcript has 6 exons. Gene Ontology annotation, molecular function: ATP binding; protein kinase activity. Bases 1 to 990 code for a protein of 329 amino acids. The record is from RefSeq and is a predicted model, not a curated record.
AUGAAGCAAAGUUCGCACGGCAAUGCUCGACUCGAGCGCACCCUUGGAUGGGGCGGCAACGGCAUUGCCUCGCUCUUCUAUGUCGAUCCGGGGAACGGCGCGCCUCGUGACUAUUUUGUUGCAAAGACGUGCAUCAACCCGGCCUCGCGCGCAGCGGGUGCCUUGUGCGAAGAGAAGAACAUGCAGAAUAAUUGUAUCACCAUGGAGUACCCGCCCGGCCAGGACCUCGCCCGCAGCCUCCCGAGAGACGCGCAGGGCCAGGUAUUUGGAGUGUACGGCGAACGCGUCCCCCCGGCCUGUCAGGCGGCGUACGAUCAGGCACUGGCGGACAGAAGUUGGAACCACGAGGGCAAGACACCUGGAGGAGCCGGGGUGGUUCACUUCGACAUCGACCCUCAAAACAUUCUCCUUGGAAACAUAAACAUUGGCCCCGCCAACGAUAGGCAUGCCCUUCUCCCCGUUUUCCAGUUGACCGACUGCGGGCUCGCGCGGGCCAUCGAUCUCACUUAUGUGAGCAAUGCGAGGAGACGGGGAACAGUGGGUUUCCUCAACGACAGACGAGAGAACCCUCGGCCCAAGACGGCAGGCAAGUACUGCUGGAAGACCAACCUCUACCAGUUCGCCGUCGUCCGUCACCCUAUCACGCAGGAAGAAAUCGAGAUUUCGGACCCCAACAACCCAGGCCGAUUGAUUAAGGCCUGGUCCUACGGGGCCUAUAUUCUGAACGACAGGCAUUGGGGCGCGGUCGACGGCGAGCUCCGGCGGCUCGUGGCCCAGUGCAUGUGCGACGAGCCGGCGCACCGACCCGAGCUGCAGGAGCUCCAGGCCACCAUCGCCAGCCGCCUGGCCAACACGGUCUGGGCGGGCACCGACAGCGAUGCCAACGUGCAGGCGUGGAUGCAGCAGAAUAUUGGGAAUCCGGCGCCGCCUCAGAACCCACCGGGCCAACUGCCGCUGUGGUUUAUGUGUGAUCGGGGAUGGACGGAGUAAUUAGCCGCUGGAUUAGACCGUGCCAUGGUACGUUUGAGAUCAAUUAUUAUGUACCAACAGUGACAGGUCCUUUGGCUCUCAAAGAGCCUUAAUCCUUGCAAAAGGGAAAUUCGGCUCCCUGAAAACCUUCUCAGUAGCAGCCAUCGACUUGUACUCCUCCGGCAGCGGCAAAAACUCAAAGCUCAAGACGAGCAGCACCACCAUGAUCUUGAGUUCCAUCAUGGCCAAUUUGCGUCCUGUAUAAUGUAUUUUACGUCAGCACUCUUUUACCCAACCCACCGACAAAAGAAAUGCAAAAAGGAAAUCAGAAACCUACCAAAACAACCCCUAAACCCCCCCCCAAACGCCAACGAAGGCAGCGCAUAGCCAUCAAACCUCUCCCUGCC